AGCAGAGGUGACAGGGUCACCGCGGAGCCUGCAGCUCCUCCGCCGCCAGCGACUCAGCCCUGUGGUUCUUUGAGUCGGGCCGCGGCUCGGGGGUCUCCGCCGCCCAUCGUCCGCCGUGGUGGGUGCGGCUCUGAUGCUGCGGCAGGCUCCGGACGCCCGGAGCUCUGGAGGAAUUUAAGAAGCUUUUAUUCAUGUGCAUGUCAUAGAAGAUGAAUUCAUCCUCUUCUACUAUGAAUGAAGAGCCUGAUGCUUUAUCAGUAGUUAACCAGCUACGGGAUUUAGCAGCAGAUCCGUUAAACAGAAGGGCCAUCGUCCAGGAUCAGGGAUGUUUGCCUGGCCUUAUUUUAUUUAUGGACCAUCCAAACCCCCCUGUCGUUCACUCAGCUUUGCUUGCGCUCCGAUACUUGGCUGAAUGCCGUGCGAACAGAGAAAAGAUGAAGGGAGAACUGGGGAUGAUGCUGAGCUUGCAGAAUGUCAUCCAGAAGACUACAACUCCAGGAGAAACAAAACUUCUGGCCUCAGAAAUCUAUGACAUCCUUCAAUCCUCCAGUAUGGCUGAUGGUGAUAGUUUUAAUGAAAUGAAUUCACGUAGAAGGAAAGCUCAGUUUUUUUUGGGAACUACAAACAAACGGGCCAAAACAGUAGUUUUGCACAUAGAUGGUCUCGAUGAUACGUCUCGACGAAAUCUAUGUGAAGAGGCUUUGUUAAAAAUUAAAGGUGUUAUUAGCUUUACUUUUCAAAUGGCUGUUCAAAGAUGCGUGGUGCGAAUCCGUUCAGAUUUGAAAGCAGAGGCUUUGGCGUCAGCAAUAGCAUCAACCAAGGUCAUGAAAGCUCAGCAAGUUGUGAAGAGCGAAAGUGGGGAAGAGAUGCUGGUCCCUUUUCAGGAUGCCCCUGUGGAAGUGGAAGAGAACACAGAGCUACCUGACUACCUGCCUGAGGAUGAGAGUCCCACAAAGGAGCAGGACAAGGCGGUAUCCCGGGUUGGAUCACACCCUGAAGGUGGAGCCAGCUGGUUGAGCACAGCUGCAAACUUUUUAUCCAGAUCAUUUUACUGGUGACUUCAACUUCAGUUUGGGGCUCAAGGACUGUACAAACCAACAGGGGGCCAGCUUUCCAUUGUUGUGGUGAACUGUCAAGUGCAAUUUGCAAUAAAUUAUCAUGGAAAGUUUCUAGAUUACAUGACUAUGUAUCUGCAUUUUACAUCUUAUGGGACAUUUUCCGCACAAGACAGAGGCUACAGGUCAAGUUUGUUUAUGAAGGUAUUUUGGUAUUGUUUUCCUUUGCUUAAUUGCCUCACAUUUUGUUCUAAAAAAACAUGGGUCCACUGUUAAAACCAAAUGUAUAUGUAGCUUUAUAUUCUGUUUUUACAGAGGCAUGUGAUUGGAAAACUCAUUUUCUCCUCAAGCCUCAGGAGUCUUCUAAAAAGUUUUGCGUAGCUCAAGUUGUGCAUGAAUUACCGAAUAUAUUUUUUUUUUCAGCUUUUCUUCAUGAACGAUAUUUGACAUGUGCUUUCGUACCCUUCUCUGAAAGUUGAAAACAUACCUACUUAGCCCCUUCUGUGCCUUUUUUAUUUUGCCAACCAUGUUUUAUGGAAAAGACAUUAGCAGUUACAUUUUGCAAAUGGAAUUGUGUUCAUUUGAACAUAGAAGUACCUAAAAAGAAAAAAAAGAUCUCUACAAAGAGCUGUACAGUCAUACUUGCUGUAAUUUUAAUAAGAUUACUGUAGGCCAGUUAAAACAAGGGACGUUUGCUGUAAAGUGCUUUGGGGAGGAUUUGAAUGUGGCCAAGCCUGGCUCUAUUGACUCCUGCUCACUUCGGUUAGAGUGGCUUUUAAGAAUUAAGUCCACUGUGAUGUUUGAGCAGCAGAUGGUGUCUUGGCCUUACUCUGUGGUGACACUGUACCCUGCUAGAGAAGAGUGAUCGUUUAAACAACUGACAAACUUGAAAACGAAAUUGGAUGCCUAGAAUGCCGCAGUGCCACCUUGGCCGGUCUGACGUCAGACAUCAACUGCCUGGCACAUACCCAUCCCAGAGAUGAUGCUUCUUAUUGCCUUUUUGUGGUUAUUAAGAAAGUACUGCAGUCAGUUUGAUUAAAACAGGAUUCACGUUAUUGCUUAGAGAGAAAGAAAACCAGCACCGGUCACUUAUUCUUAUUUUUCAUAUCUAUCCAGAAAACUGACUUCAGUGAAGGUAAGAUAGACAUACACUUGUGUUUUUCUUUAAGACUGAACUACACGUAUGCGAUGCUUUCUUAAGAUUCUAACAUAUUCGACAACUAAUAUUUCUUUUUAGAAGUCAGCUUAAUCUAUGUAAAGGCAACAUCAUUAAAACUAACAGGAAGAAACUGAAAUGCAUCUUCACCAGGUAGAGCUGCUGUUUUGCUACUUGGAGAAAGUGAAGGGAAGUUGGACCCUGGAGGUUUCCUUGCAUCUGUGUUGUCUCUCAGAGACCGUUGAAGCCAUCCGGUGUUGCCGAGGAGAAACAACCGUGCAAUCCUAUGGCCCAUGAGACCAUUAAGUUCAUUAACAUAUGGCUUUCUGGAAGGAAGGUGUUGAAGGCAUUUAGAGCAUUUUACCAGUGUCUGGUCUCUGAUUCAAGUGCUAUGUACAAGCAGAAAGCAGCCAUUUUCAGGGCACAUCGCUAAGCUGUAUUACUGCUUGCUGCCAGAACCAGAUGUGCUGAAGACAAACAACAAAUCACCUCCUUUCUAUAUCCAUUAGAGCAAAGUUUACUUUCUGUUUCAACAGUUUUUUAUUUUAUUUUGCAUUGUCACACAUUUAUUUAAGAACUAUAGCCCUUUUGGUAGUGAUGGUCCAGGUCAGUUGGUAUUUCGGACUGAUGUUUGCGUGUGUCUAGGUGUUCAAGGACUCUCAGAGAACUCAAGGCAACUAUAAUGGCAGUUUUUGAAAUAUAUUGUAAGAUAAUAAAAGAUAACAGUGAAAAUCAA
This is a messenger RNA of Mus pahari (shrew mouse), 2947 nucleotides long. RefSeq names its product armadillo repeat containing 1 (gene Armc1). The record is from RefSeq and is a predicted model, not a curated record. The coding region runs from base 210 to 1058 and encodes 282 amino acids. Gene Ontology annotation, molecular function: protein binding; metal ion binding. Lineage: Eukaryota; Metazoa; Chordata; Mammalia; Rodentia; Muridae. The transcript is spliced from 7 exons.